Kuraishia capsulata CBS 1993 is the source of this 1662-nucleotide messenger RNA. RefSeq lists its product as uncharacterized. Lineage: Eukaryota; Fungi; Ascomycota; Pichiomycetes; Pichiales; Pichiaceae. Bases 1 to 1662 code for a protein of 553 amino acids. Gene Ontology annotation, biological process: transmembrane transport; carbohydrate transport. The transcript has a single exon. Gene Ontology annotation, cellular component: membrane. Gene Ontology annotation, molecular function: carbohydrate:proton symporter activity. The record is from RefSeq and is a predicted model, not a curated record.
AUGGUAGCGAAAUACUUGGGCUUUAGAGGUGAUGGCCUCAUUAGAGCCGUAGCAUUCGCAUCCACUAUGGGUUUUUUACUAUUUGGAUAUGACCAAGGGGUCAUGUCCGGAAUUAUCACUGGAAAAACAUUCAACCAUGAUUUUCCAGCCACUAAGAGCAAAGGUGCGGACGAUGUUCACACUUCCACAAUUCAAGGUACUGUCACUGCUGUCUACGAGUUAGGAUGUUUUGCAGGUGCAAUUUUUGCUCUGGUGAGGGGAGACAGAUUAGGAAGAAGAAAGAUGAUAAUGCUGGGUUCUACCAUCAUGAUUUUAGGAACAAUUAUCAUGGUGACUUCAGUUAGAGGCCAUUGGAAUCUUGGACAGUUCAUCAUUGGAAGAGUGGUAUGUGGUGUUGGCUGUGGUUCAAUUACUUCCACCAUUCCAUCUUACCAGGCUGAAAUCGCCAAAAAGCACAAUAGAGGUGCCUUGGUGUGUUUCGAAGCAUCUAUGAUCGCUAUUGGAACUUGCAUUGCUUAUUGGAUAGAUUUCGGACUUGACUUCGUCCCCAAUGCAGUAGCUUGGAGAUUUCCCAUUGCAUUUCAGUGUGUGUUUGCUGCCACUUUGUUGAUUGCUAUUCAGUUCUUACCAGAAUCUCCUAGAUGGUUGCUGACAAGACACAGAGAAGAAGAAGCUUUAGAAAUUAUUGCUUUUUUGGCUGAUAGCACAGUGGAUGAUCCCGAAGUUAUUCUGCUGAAGGACGACAUGUAUGCCAACGUCAAGCUUACUCAAUCUAUCAAGUCAUCAAAAUUGGAUAUUUUCAAGCGUGACAAAACAAAGAACUUGGAAAGAACUCUAGUUGGAGCUUCUUCUCAAAUCUUCCAGCAAUUGGGAGGUUGUAAUGCCGUCAUCUACUAUGCUCCAUUGCUGUACCAAAACUCCUUGGGUAUGGAAAGAACGCUUGCUUUGGUUCUCUCAGGUGUCACUAUUGUUGUUUAUGCCUUGUUUGCAUGUAUUGCAUUUUGGCUGGUUGAAAAGGUUGGAAGAAGACCAUUAUUCAUCAUCGGAUCAGUUGGCCAGGGUUUGUCUAUGACUAUCGUGUUUGCAUGUCUGAUCCCAGAUACCAAACAGGCUUCGAAGGGAGCUGCGUUUGGUAUUUUCUUGUACCUGGCAUUCUUUGGAGCUACUUGGCUGUGUUUGCCUUGGCUGUAUCCGGCUGAAAUUGCUUCCAUGAAGAUUCGUACCCAGGCCAAUGCAGUGUCCACCUCAUGUAACUGGAUCUUCAACUUCAUGGUUGUCGAAAUCACUCCAGUCAUGAUUGCUUCUAUUCAUUGGGGUACAUAUCUAUUCUUUGCUUGUCUGAAUUUUGCAUUCAUCCCAUUCAUCUAUUUCUUCUAUCCUGAGACCAAGGGCAGAACAUUGGAGGAAUUAGAUGUCAUUUUUGCUAAGGCUCAUGUCGAGCAUACUCCGGCAGUAAAGGUUGCCAAGAAUGUUCCAUACAUGGAGCACCAUGAAAUUGCUGAGGCAAUGAGACACUACGACAUUCACGACACCAUCGGUGGUGAUCCAGAGAAAGAACUCGAGAACACAGAAAAAUCAUCCUCGGCUGAAUCACAAACCAGCAACCUGGCACAGGCUAGCACUAACUCCAAACCAGAGGUUACCAUCAGAGAUGAAAACUAG